Messenger RNA from Coregonus sp. 'balchen', 22789 nucleotides. NCBI's taxonomy places the organism in Eukaryota, Metazoa, Chordata, Actinopteri, Salmoniformes, Salmonidae. The record is from the annotation of a GenBank genome assembly.
UGUCUCUCCUGUUUUCCAUUGUCUGUGGCCAGAGGUGGCGGGAGGCACAGCAUCUGAAAUAUGAACCUAUUCUGCUUCUCUCUGGUAAGACACACGCUUGCUUUAAUGAACCUUCUCUUUCCUGUCUUUUUUACUCUUUAUUUGGUGUCUCAAAAACUCUACAUGUCAGACAGGGUUGUGGAAGUUGAAAUUUCAGUUUACUUCCUGAAUUGAAUUAAUUGAAAUGGAAUUGACCACAACCCUGUUGCCAGGACAGGCUGUCUUGUCUCUGUGUUCCCUGUCCAGUCACCGGAGCCUCUGGCAGGUUGCUCAGUCAGGGGAAGGAUAGGUAGCACAGAGAUGUUAUUGCUGUUGACAGGGAUCCGACAUGGACUCUCUCAGAAGGGAGACAUAAAGGAGAUUGAGCUUUCAGUUGCACUAUGCUUUAGAAAGUUAUCGAGAGACAUUUGUGUAUUGUAGUUGUUUGUUACAUUGGGUUUUAGAGCUGACAGAUUAUUUUAAUAGGAGGAUUCAAUGUUCUGAAUUGAUUAAGCGGCAAAUGUUCAUUUAAUUGGUCCUAAAAGACAAUAUAUGUUUCUAUUCAAAUACAUACUCUUUAGAGGUUGACAGAGUCAAGCAAGACAGUAUGAUGCUUUUGAACUUAAAAUGUCAUUUGUAAUGUAACUUGAACUUUGAAGAAAAGUUUAAAAUAAUAUUAUUUGAAUACUGUUGGGAUAGGGGGGUUAUGAAAGUGGUUAGGACACAGUUAGACAGUCCAUUUGCCCUAUACACAUCCUAGAUGAGACUCCCCAAACUGGUUAGCAACCUGUAACAAUAGCCCACAUUUAAGAAAAAAAGCAUUAUAUUUUUUAUAGAAUCGACAGAUGUAAAAUGUAAAAUACCUUGAAGAAUGAGAAACAAUAGAUGUUUUUGGCAUAAAUGUUUUUAGCCUAUUUGGGAUUACUGGGUGAAUGUGGUCGACAUGGCGCUCCUUAGAACAGAUCACGGAUCACCAGGUUAUGUAGCGGGGAACAUGUCCUAUUCAUGGAUUAGGCCAAAGUAAUCACCCCAGAUUCAACAUUUAAUCCCCUAUGCUCACUGUGUAAAGUGUCAAUGCAGCUACUUCAUUUGUUGUUGGCAUGUUACGUACACUACACACUUCAGGACUUGACUUUAACAGCAGGUCUGACUGUAACACAAGGUAGGAUUUAAGACACCGGUAACUGGGUUGGUUUAGCACAGCAUAGGGAUUUAAAACAGAUUAGGGGUUUCUGAGACUAACCAACCCCAAAUAUGAAUACAAAAGUUGUAGUACUAGAAAGGCUAUGCUCGGUCAGGGCUGUAUUGAGUGAUAGGAAUGAUAGGAAUGGCAUGACCUUUCUAGUAUUACAAUGUUUGUCUAAUGUGGAGCACAUGUUGACUCAUCUAUCCGAUCUGACCUCAACAAUCCCUGACCCACAAUAAAGAUCACAGGGUCAAUAAGCAGUGCUCAAGCCCACUCAAGGGUCAAAGGUCAGAAGGACAGUGUCUUACUGUGUGUCAUACUGUGUCCCUCCCCAUCACAAAAGGUCUAUGUGGUCACAUGGCCAUGGCUUUGAACUGGAAACUAGGGCGCAUCGUUCCUUUAAUUAAAGAGUUAUUGAUAAUCAGAUUUAUUUUAUCAAGUCUCCUAACCUGACCUGGCUAGCCGCAUCCCCCCUGAUUUACAUUACAUUUACAUUUACGUCAUUUAGCAGACGCCCUUAUCCAGAGCGACUUAAACAUUUUCAUUUGUUUUAUAUAUAUAUAUAUAUAUAUAUAUAUAUAUAUAUAUAUAUAUAUAUAUAUAUAUAUAUAUAUAUAUAUAUAUACUGUAUAUAUAUAUAUAUACUGUAUAUAUAUAUAUAUAUAUUGUUAUACAGUGGGGAAAAAAAGUAUUUAGUCAGCCACCAAUUGUGCAAGUUCUCCCACUUAAAAAGAUGAGAGAGGCCUGUCAUUUUCAUCAUAUGUACACGUCAACUAUGACAGACAAAUUGAGAAAAAAAAAUCCAGAAAAUCACAUUGUAGGAUUUUUAAUGAAUUUAUUUGCAAAUUAUGGUGGAAAAUAAGUAUUUGGUCACCUACAAACAAGCAAGAUUUUUGGCUCUCACAGACCUGUAACUUCUUCUUUAAGAGGCUCCUCUGUCCUCCACUCGUUACCUGUAUUAAUGGCACCUGUUUGAACUUGUUAUCAGUAUAAAAGACACCUGUCCACAACCUCAAACAGUCACACUCCAAACUCCACUAUGGUCAAGACCAAAGAGCUGUCAAAGGACACCAGAAACAAAAUUGUAGACCUGCACCAGGCUGGGAAGACUGAAUCUGCAAUAGGUAAGCAGCUUGGUUUGAAGAAAUCAACUGUGGGAGCAAUUAUUAGGAAAUGGAAGACAUACAAGACCACUGAUAAUCUCCCUCGAUCUGGGGCUCCACGCAAGAUCUCACCCCGUGGGGUCAAAAUGAUCACAAGAACGGUGAGCAAAAAUCCCAGAACCACACGGGGGGACCUAGUGAAUGACCUGCAGAGAGCUGGGACCAAAGUAACAAAGCCUAACAUCAGUAACACACUACUCCGCCAGGGACUCAAAUCCUGCAUUGCCAGACGUGUCCCCCUGCUUAAGCCAGUACAUGUCCAGACCCGUCUGAAGUUUGCUAGAGUGCAUUUGGAUGAUCCAGAAGAGGAUUGGGAGAAUGUCAUAUGGUCAGAUGAAACCAAAAUAGAACUUUUUGGUAAAAACUCAACUCGUCGUGUUUGGAGGACAAAGAAUGCUGAGUUGCAUCCAAAGAACACCAUACCUACUGUGAAGCAUGGGGGUGGAAACUUCAUGCUUUGGGGCUGUUUUUCUGCAAAGGGACCAGGACGACUGAUCCGUGUAAAGGAAAGAAUGAAUGGGGCCAUGUAUCGUGAGAUUUUGAGUGAAAACCUCCUUCCAUCAGCAAGGGCAUUGAAGAUUAAACGUGGCUGGGUCUUUUAGCAUGACAAUGAUCCCAAACACACCCCCCGGGCAACGAAGGAGUGGCUUCGUAAGAAGCAUUUCAAGGUCCUGGAGUGGCCUAGCCAGUCUCCAGAUCUCAACCCCAUAGAAAAUCUUUGGAGGGAGUUGAAAGUCCGUGUUGCCCAGCGACAGCCCCAAAACAUCACUGCUCUAGAGGAGAUCUGCAUGGAGGAAUGGGCCAAAAUACCAGCAACAGUGUGUGAAAACCUUCUGAAGACUUACAGAAAACGUUUGACCUGUGUCAUUGCCAACAAGGGGUAUAUAACAAAGUAUUGAGAAACUUUUGUUAUUGACCAAAUACUUAUUUUCCACCAUAAUUUGCAAAUAAAUUCAUAAAAAAUCCUACAAUGUGAUUUUCUGGAUUUUAUUUCCUCAUUUUGUCUGUCAUAUUUGACAUGUACCUAUGAUGAAAAUUACAGGCCUCUCUCAUCCUUUUAAGUGGGAGAACUUGCACAAUUGGUGGCUGACUAAAUACUUUUUUGCCCCACUGUAUAUAUAUAUUUUUUUCGUUUUUCUAUUUCUUCUUUUUCUUUAAUCUUAUUUAUUUAUUUAUAUAUAUAUAUAUAUAUAUAUAUAUAUAUAUAUAUAUAUAUAUAUUUUUUUUUUUUAUUCUAUACUUUUUUCUAUAUUUUUUAUUGUACUCCAUAUUACAUUUUUCAACUUAAUACUUCUUGUAUUCCCCAAAAAAGUUUAAUGUUUUAAUAUUUUUUACAUAAUACACUGUAAUUUAUGCUUUAAAAUGGCAAAAUGGUCACCCUGUCUCAUAGAAAAGUGUGUAGAAUUGUAGUAUAUAAUCUUUAAAACUGCAACAACAAAAAAUCUCUCUGCCAAAUUUUCUCUCCGAUGCCAAGAGGUGGGCCUUUAAAAUGUUACUUCCCAAGCCCCGAAACUUGGUUCGUCCGGCCAUGCACUGCUGAAGUCAUAGUAAAACUCCUUGUAUGCUAUUUUUCUUUCACUCGAGUUAUGUGGGGGUCCCUGAUGAAUUUGCUAUCACAAAAGGCGUCCCCGGCUCCCAAAAGUUUGAGAAUCCCUGCUGUAAACCACACUCAGUGUGUUUAUACUGUUCUGUGUCCUUCCUGUCCCUGAUCAUGUUGCUCUCUUUCCUCUGGUCUAGGAGGGCUCGACGGACAGCCUGUAUGAGCCUGCUCUCAACAAACACCCAGUCAUCCAGGAACACAGUAGUAGAGUUCCCAGUCGACACAACAGCCGACACAGCAGUCCUUCUCUGAGGGACAGGGCCAAGUGGAGAGGCUCAGAUCCAUGUAUACCCACAGUGAGUUCUACCAGAUAUUUGACAAACUAUCAAUACACUAACUACUGUACUCCCUAACCCUAACCCUAGCAAAUUGUUGCACAUCAACACCAUUGCAGUUGCUAGACUGAGCCUUUAUAGAUAAUCUAUAGGUGGCUAUCCAAAUAAAGCGGGAACUAAAGUAGACCUCAUACCUCAUAUCAGGCCAACAGCUUCCAACACACUGACGUUAGUCUCCAACAAUAACAAACCAGUCAGACACUGCUGGUGACCUGUGACUACAGUCUGCUGCUGAAACUUCAGGUCAUUGGAUGGGUGCCUGAAGACCAACUUUUCUGUGUAAGCCUAUAUCGAUCUCUAAGUUUCAUCAGGGUAUUUGGAGAUGGCCUACUUAUGCAAUACAUUAUGUGUGCCAGUUCAAUGCAAAGUGUUACAUUCCAUUUAUUUUCUUCCCAGGAGCUGUCCGAGGCUCACAAAUCCCAUUUGAAAAAGAAGAAGAGAAGGUAUGGAAGUUUGUAUUGUUUACGGCUGCCAGUCAAUACAUGCUUUGGUUAAAGUGAGAGUGAGGGGCUAGGUUAACCCUUGAAAUGGAUGCUAAGGCGUGCUGCUUAUACGUCCAGGAGAUAAUAAGUUAAUCAGGAGUUCUCAGCAGGUCCACCGUUAGCGUUCCUGUCCUUUCAUGGUGGCCUUCACUCUCUAAGCCCCCAGGGAGCUGUCUGUUUGUACCUUGGUCCAUUGCUCAAGUCCAUUAGAGGGCACCUAUUCCAUAAUUGUAAUUACGGAACAAGGGCAUAGUUCACAGCCUGCUUUGACUGAGGAUUUUAAAACAAUGACCCAAUGGAUGUUGAAGUCCAAGGGGGUUUCUAGGGAUGUUUAUUUGUAAUGUUAAUUCAAGCAAUUACACACUGAAAGCUGAUGUAUUUUUCUAUAUGUUUGACAAAUUACAAGCAGUCUACCUGAUCUCCUCCACUUAAUUCUACUGUAGUAAACAAUUAAAGAUGGAACUCUUUUCUUAAAGAUGUACUUCUCUCCAAAGAUCCACAAACAAAUUGCCAAGCCCAGUCCAUUUACUGACGUAGGUGGAACAUAAAACAUGUUUACAGUUGUAAACAUGGAGCCUAUAGCUAGCCUGUGGUUGUGUUUAACUAUGAUAUUAGAUCAAUGGUGUGUAUUAGGUGUUAUGGUGCAAUUUCAUGAGAGUUGGGUGGGAUUAGGAUUAGAUUAAUUGGGACAAGAGUUGGGAUUUAUAAUAUUCUUGCCCAUUUACAUUUAUUGCAUGUACUUACCUAUUGUAAGUCUAAAAUUUAAGAUAAAAAGAUUAUGCGAUUUAUAGCCACAUUUCACAGAAUGUUGUUGGAAAUACAGUACCUUGGAUUUGGAUACCCAGAAUUUCUAUUUAGGUUAGUGGUUUACAGAAUGAGAAAGACCCAUACUGUUCAAAACAUUGCUAUCGCAUGUAAGGAGAUGGGUCAAAAUGUAGAAUUGUACUGUGGAAAUUACUUGUUGGUUGUGAGUGAAGCAAACAGUUGUGUUAUGAUAAAUCUUAUCAAGCAGAUCAUUGUUGUUGCAAGAUUUAAUCCAGUUAGUAUUGUGUGUUUCAUGUGUUCACGUAGCAAGCCUAGCAUCAGACUUCUCCUGAGGUGUUAAUAACUAAUAUGCCAUCAUCAUAGACCGUUAGUGACAUUUAACUAAUAUGGUUAAACAUCAACAUUCUGACAUAAUGUCUGCACAUUGAGUGAAUGCUCUGCUAGAGACAACUUGUAGAGACAACAUUGACCAGAAUUUGUUUUCAAUGUAAUUUCAGAUCACAUGUACCAACAACGUCAACAUCGGACAAUGAAACCUUAGGUUAGUACAAAAAUCUAUUCAGUUUUUGUCCAUUUCAAAUUGCAAUACACUGAUACAUUUGACAUGCACAGACGUGUUUGGGUGAGAGUAAAGUCACAGGCUUCUCACUAACUUUGCUUUGGUCCUGCUCUCCCAUGUAUUUUGAGCUGUAUAGUGUGCAUACAAUGCUGCACUCAGUAUUAGUAACCUACUUGGCCCUGCAAACCUACUGGCUUCUGUAUUCCUUUUGACUUCACUUGGCUCCCUCUUAGCAUUGCUGCCACUAAUAUAGAGACCUUAAUGGCCUCUGUUUUUCUCCCCUAACCCCAUUGCAGAUAACACAGACACUAAUGUCUACUGGCAGUCACGCAGAGAGAAGCAAGAUUUUGUUCACAUCAAGAAUAAUCACAACGAAGGUAAACGUCCAGAAAAAUAUGUCAGCCAGAGAACAUAAACCCCAUGUUUCAUUUAGGGUAGUCUGCUUGCUAAGGCCCGAGAGAGACACCAUAUGUGUGAGACAGACUUGUAGGAUUUAGUUAAUGAUGACCGAUACAGACCGACCUACUGAUGCUCCCCAUGCUUUUCCAAAGUCAGUGAUGAAGGAAAAAACCUAUUGUAGCGUUUUAUGAUGAGGGAUUAUGUUGAAUGAGACAGCUGAAUGAAAGCAAACGGAGUGUCUGUUGUUGGCUGUAAAAAACGAUCUGAGGCUGGACAGAUGGCCCAGACAGUUUCCUUCGGAUUCUGGUUCAUGAGGCAUAGUUACAGUAGUUAACCCUACACCCGCAAAUCUACAACCAAACAAGUCAAAAUUGUGGUGUGUGUCACUUACAACAACCUACUGAGUACCAAAGAAAAGUGGUCUAACCUUGCAUUCUUUCCUGUGGUUCCUCAGAGAUGGGUCGAGGUCCUUGUAAUAGAAGCGUGCUGGCAGUAGAGGACAGAGUGGAGCAGCUGAACUCUGAGAGAAGAGAAAAAGACCCCACAACUCAGGUAAGACUAUAUCAUCAUCAUCCACUGUUGGACAAAAUACCAAUUGUAGGCUAGCACUAUACCACAAAUUGAUGUUGGUUAGAGGUAUUGGACUUCACUUUUCAAAUGACAAGGGCAACUAGAUAACCACUUUUCCCCUUAAAUGAGCAGCAUUAGCUUAGCUUAUCCAAACAGGUGAGCCCAAAUCACCUGACCUUGCUCAUUUCAUCACUAUGUAGGAUAUUGUGUACACAGGCAAUAAUCUCUAGGUAAAAGUCACAUUUUGAAUUUCCGACAGGUUUUUUCUCAAUUCUCCCCUCUAAUGCCCUCCCAAUCACAAAUACAUCUGUAAAAUGUAUGGCCCUUGUUUGUCACUUUCUUUUUGAGAUAUUAUCACUUCCUGAUUGGAAUGCUCAAUCAUCUUACUAAUGAAUUCCCCUGACACAUAACUUUUUGGUUGUAUAAACAUUUUGGGUCAUCUUGAAAUACAGAGAAAGUAAGCUACAGUCCCUCGAUAAUUAGCAACGUAGCCUACAUUAAGCCUCCUACAGUCGCAAAUAUUUAAGGACAUGGUGAUGGUUGUGGUGAAGUCCACCCUAGGCUCCUAUCCUCUUACCACAAAUGCGCUCUCUGUCUCCCGCCAAUUCGGGCGCAUUAAUUGUUUUAUUAAAUGUGAAUUAUCUGUUUAUCAAUUCCCGCGAUUGCUGGUACAUUUACCGUUGAUCCCCGCAAUUUCCCGAAUAAUCUAAAAACGAUAGUGUUUGGAUGACUUAUUUUCAUUCACGGAAUGUAUUAUCAGUAGGCCUGUCACAUUCAUUUACCAUUCUCAUUCUUGGAGCGGACACGUUUGCAGAGCUCAUAAACCACGCUACACUUGUAAGAAUGUUUUGGGGGAAUAUUUCAUUUCAUUUCAGUCCCGUGUAGCUCAGUUGGUAGAGCAUGGCGCUUGCAACGCCAGGGUUGUGGGUUCGAUUCCCACGGGUUGCCAGUAUGAAAAAUUUAUGCACUCACUAACUGUAAGUCGCUCUGGAUAAGAGCGUCUGCUAAAAUGUAAAUUUAAGACUUUUCUGUCAAAUUUUAUUUGGAGAGUGCCAUGUUUGUUUGCAUGUGUCUGGUUUCUCCAUCCCGCCAAAAUGUUGAGUGAUCUCACAUAUAAAUACACAUGCAUGUCACGUUUGGAAGUCGGUAGAUCUAUUGUGAGUUGAGAUACAAUUGGUAAAAGUUAACAAUUUAUACAGUGAUGAAAUGAUUAAGUCUGAUUUAGACGAAUUUACCAAUGUAAUGAAUGAUAUAUAAAUUGCAUUUUAUGUAGAGCCAUGUUGAACAUUAGGCCUAACCCUGGUUUUCACUAAAAGCAUUGAGGAUAUAUGUAACUCAUUAAACUUUAUUUCACUAUAAUCUCUUAUUGUUCUUUUGUUAAUGCAGGGGGUGAACUUCGAGGCCUGGAACCCAAACUAUGAGCCCCCUGAUAGCCACCAGCAGAACAUGGUGAGUGUUAUUGUCAGCAUGGGCAGCCUUCAAUUUAAUACAUUUUUAGUAUUUAUCUACAAGAUAUACACAAUAAAUAGUAUCUUGUUUCAUGCAGUGCUAAAUACUGACCGUAGGCUACAAUAGACGACACAGCAAUUGUAGAUUGGUGAGAAGAACAAUGCACUAUGGCAUUAGCACAAUGUCCUGUGGGACAAGCAGGCAGCAAUCACUUUAUCAGCACAGUAAUAAUGAUUAGUAAUGCAGUGCAGAUGGCAGAGCAUAGCCUUGGUAAUCCCUCACCCACAUGGCCCCUGAGCGGCACGAGGAUCGGUCUGUGUGUAUGUGUGUGUUAGUGUGUUUGUCUGGAUGUGGCAUGCAGAUCUUUGUGUGUGUCAGGACAUGUGUCUUUUUGUUUGUUUGUGAGACCAGAAGAGAUGAAACAAGCCCUCCCUGUGCUUCUUUCUCUAGGUAUAGUAUACCAACCAAACUGGCAAGGGGAAUGUGAGCACACAUGGGUUAUUACAUGUAGUGUCCGUUUAUAUGGUUCUUCUGUAUUUGGUCGUAUCUAUUUGAGAUUUUGGCACAGAAACCGUUGCUGGUGCUGACAUAUAUGUAUUUAUCGAGUGAAAUGUACCUUUGCAUUUUAUUGUGGUGAAACUUGAAAACGUCCCAGUCCACCCCUUCCCUCAUCCUUCAUCCCGCUAGUUGAAUUACAACUAACAGAUCAACCAACGUUCUCAGGUGACUGGGAAGGCACCAUGUGGUACAGUUAGACCUACUGCUCUGCUGGCCAGGAUUGUCAGGGUGGUAGGGGUGAGGAAGAGGUGUAGGCAGGCUGUGAACUGAGAGUAGGAGAGGUCAGGUGUGUGUCUGUGGCGGCGGCCAUGUCACAGACACUCCUCCACUUUCAUUUUCUUGCUGACUCUACAACCAGUGCAAAACUUAAGACAAAUAAAAAUAAGACAAAAACAUGGCAUGUGAAGUUUUCACUUGACACCUUGAGAGUACUAGGCAUUACAUAAUGCACACUGAUAUUAUGGACACUGAUAUUACGGACACUGAUAUUACGGACACUGAUAGCCUACCCAUAUUAUUCUACUGCAGACUGGGGAUGCGGAGGCUGACUUGGCUGAAUCUAAGGGAAAGCUGAAGAGGUUCCAGAGGCUAGUAAAAGUGAAGAAGGGAAGCCAGAUUGGACUAGAUGAUGGAAAGACUGACAGCAAUUGUGAGUUCUCAUGGAUGCACCUCGGCUCAAAAGGCAAAGACAGAGCUGCCUGCCUACUUGAUACAGAACAAAUAUUAUGAAUACAAAGCCCUAGGAAAAUAGGGCAACUCUUGCUAACAAUUGAAAGCUGAUGAUUGUAUUGUUCUUUAAAGAAUAAAUUACGUAUCGCCCUCAAGGCCUUAAUCAGAAUCUAUGAAUGAAUAGGACUAAAAAGCGCCUUAUUUCUCUUGUCCAGGUCACUUGGCAGACUCUGUGUUCAGUAACGACAGUCCCGUCAUCACCUGCAUCGGGCUGGGGAAGAAGACAGACAAGAAGUCCUCGAAGGCUGCCCCACCAUCGCCACUGAAGCAGCAGACUAAGGAGACCAAUGGGAAAGCUGUGGAAGGACCUUGGAGCACUGGGGUUCACGACCACCACUGGGGCCUCACAGAAGUCCCUCCACCCUGGGAUGUCCCCUACCACACCUGCCAUCGGCCCCCAGGCGAGCCCCGGAACUAUGGCUUUGACUUCACCCUGCCCCGAGCAACAGCUUGGGACCGCUUUGAGAGUCUGGUCCAGGAGCUGGACAGCAAACAGACGCCGCCAGUGUUCUCUCACCAACGGGUCAUCCGCUCGAUCACAGAUCUGGACAUCUCAGAAUCCACGGUAAGAUACGGUUCACUUAAAGGAGCUUACAUACAGGUCUGAUAGAGGUACUGUGGGAAGCUGUGGGACUGGUGUUUCCUGAGAAAUGAUUGCUUUGUAGGGCACACUUACCCCUACAGAAUACAUUUAUAUCAGUUUUUAUUAGGCAAUAUGAUUUCUAUACAAAAAAUUGCUGUUGAACACUACACAAGCAAAUUUCUAUUUGGUAUUCAUUUAACAAUGCUUUAGCUUAGUGAGGUAAUAGAACAGAAACUGCAAUAUACAGGCUUUGUGGUAAUUCACCCUUCCUGUGCUCACCAGUCGCUUGGCCACUUCCUCAUGAGUAGUUUUACUGGUGGCAGUGAGCUGUAUUUAGCUUGGUAGCAUUGUCUAUUAUUUAAAUUUAGACAACAGUUUGUGACAUUGUCUGAAAAGUCCUUCAACUUUUAUAAAUUGCAGUCAUGGCAAAAAACGAAUUACUCAUAUUAUUACAACACCAAUCCAGCAGUCAUCAAUGAGGCUUUCUUGGUGCACUGAGGAUGCUUCAGUGUCUGUAGCUUAUUGACCAGACUUUCCACCUCUCACCUAAAAGUACAACACAUGCAUGCCUUUCAUCACAGAUAAACAGACUGUGUAGAUAUAGUCACAUCCUGGCUGCCUUAGAGGAAAUGUAGCUGCUCUGCACAACUGUUGCAGUACAGUAGGUUGUUGAUAUGAUGGUUGGUCAAAUAAGCUACAGCACAGUUGUUUUUUUUCAACAACAAAAAAACUGACCAGCAGUCAUUCAGAUUCAGCACUAUGCUUCAGAGGAAACCGUCAAAUGUCUCAGACAAAGACACCAAGAGCAAGACAAAACCAAAGGUGAGAUCUUGUUUUCGCUUUUCGAUUUGCUGCUGUAAUAACAAAAAACAACAUUUUAUAUGGCUGGGCAUUUUGUUUUACAUUUUUUAAACUUAAAGUACUUGCUGUAAUUUAAAAUAAAAGGAAAAGUUCUAAAGCAUAUUUGCCAAACAUUAGGCUGUAUUACAGCAGUAACUCAGGAUAUUGAAGAUUAAGAUUCACUCAAAAGUUUGAGUUCAUUAUAAAAGCAAUACUAGCAUUUAUUGCUCUUGCUAUUUGACCAUUAUUUCUGUUAGAAAUCAUUAGCUUUCCCCAGUAGGUGACAGUGACUGCAGCCGGCCACGGUUCACGGUUCACUAACGGUCAGAUGGUCAGUGCUGGGCCACGAGCCAGGGUUUAAUGUAACAGAUGUUGGAUGAGAGCCUCAGAAUGACCACUAAAAUGAAUCUAAUGGGCCGCUAGUGAACAACGGACCAUUGCUUUUCACACAGUCACAUUUUUUAUGACGUUUAUGCAGAUUAUUAUCUUUCAAUUAGCAUAGUGCAGAUGAGCAGAUGACAGGUUUUAGGGCGAACAGCAGGAUGUACUAGAAUAAUAAAAUCCAUAACAAUAACAAUAUUAUAUAACAGGAAUACAACACAAAAAAUAGUAGCACAAGAAUUACAUGAAAUACUAAAAUAUUAAAUGUAUUACAUUGGAUUUAGUAUAAGAGAUUUACAUUACAUCACUUAAUGGCAAACGGCCGACCAUAACUGAUACAAACCUCAUUAGCUGUAGUGAAGCUGAACACCCCUCAGUACUCAUCCAUUACUAUACAGUAGUACUCAUAAUACUCAUGAUGUCAAUAGUAGUAGUAGUAGUACAAAACAACAAUACUAUAAAGUCAAGGUUUGGUUUGGCAGCUUUAGAAAAUACAUCUGUAGAGAUCAAACAGAACCUGCAGUUACAUCAUCAAAUCCAAUCUUAGUCAAAUGCAACAUAAGACACAAUAGAAAGUACAAAAAAGAUUAAGAGAAAUCUCAUAAAAUGCCAUAAUGGCGCCUGGUGGUAAUAUAGACAGUACUAUGUAAAUACAUGACCAGAGGAACAGGCAGGUUAGAUGUAUGGUUUACAGGGCAUAGGCCUUCUACAGACAUGACUUGUUUGUAUUGUGCUGCUUUGAGUUCAACAUAAACACGACAGCCAGACAACAUGUGUCCUGCUGUUACCAUCCCAAACACGUUUUAAUCUGUUAAAUUAAUCUCUCAUCUCACCCAGCGCUCCACCAGCUUUGGCCGAUUUGACUCCUUCAGACACCAACCAGCCCCAGUGAAGCCAGAGGAAAAUGGAAGUGCUUUGGUACGUGAAGCAUCUGUCUGAUUUUGUCGGCCACUUCAACAAGUCAUUCCUUAAGUGACACUGUACAUUUUCUUAAUUGUUUCUAGGGAUGUGAGGGUUAUGGAAUUUUGGAUGACGGUUAUUGGUCAACCAAAUGACCGCAGACACCGUUAUAGCUGUUGGAAUAGCAAAAAAAAAAAAAAAACAUUUUCUCCUCUCCUCCGCUCAUGACCGCAUGUGCUGGCAUAGAAAUAGAAUGACUAGAACAGGCAUCCCCAUUCAAGUCAAUGAUGGCAUAAUGGGUAGACUGCCGGCCAUAGACUGUACCCAUAGCAGAGAUAGUUUUGAGAAGAUGGGAAACUCCAUUCGAAUUGUAUUAACACCCAUUGUGUACGUUUCUCAUGCGUCAUCAAUGGCCACGCGGUGCAUUCUGGGCGAUUCUGGGACAAGGAGAUCACUCCUACAAGUAUUGAAUGGGAGUCAAUUGGGCACUAGCUCAAAAACCCAGCAUUAGCAUGUAUUACUUGAACAAGAAGUACAACAUUACAAAUAUUUUCCGAUAUGUGAGAUAAUUAACUUGUUCUCUGUAAUAUCGUAUAGCUUUGACAUCGUGACAUUACGUAUUUUCGAAGAAAAUAGGCAGGUUUCUCAGCUCAUACCCACAACGUGAACGCGAUUGGUCGACAGUCUGCUGGGUGGGGCGUUAUACGUUUCUCCGUUCAUUGGCCACUGGGAUUCCUAUCUCCUCCUUUCUAAGUAUCUCUGCCCAGAGGAGCAAAGCAGGAAGUAAAAGCAGGAAGUCAAAGCAGGAAGUCAAAGCAGGAAGUGUACCCAUCAAUAUGUGCUGUUAUUUGUUGAUUAAGCUCAACUGACAUUACUUAAGUGAUAAUGCCCGAGAAACCGGUGUUUGGAGGAUAUAAUGGCAGGGGUGUUGGCAAACCGUGCCAAUAUAUCCACCAAACACCGGCUUCGAGGGCAUUAUCACUUUUAUACAACGGGUUACCAACAUCAAAUCAAAUCAAAUCAAAUUGUAUUGGUCACAUACACAUAUUUAGCAGAUGUUAUUGCGGGUGUAGCGAAAUGCUUGUGUUCCUAGCUCCAACAGUGCAGUAGUAUCUAACAAUUCACAACAAUACACAAAUCUAAAAGUAAAAAAAUGCAAUUAAGAAAUAUAUAAAUCUAAAUUAGGAUGAGCAAUGUCGGAGUGGCAUUGACUAAAUACAGUAGAAUAGAAUACAGUAUAUACAUACAGUGAGAGAAAAAAAUAUUUGAUCCCCUGCUGAUUUUGUACGUUUGCCCACUGACAAAGAAAUGAUCAGUCUAGAAUUUUAAUGGUAGGUUUAUUUGAACAGUGAGAGACAGAAUAACAACAAAAAAAUCCAGAAAAACGCAUGUUAAAAAUGUUAUAAAUUGAUUUGCAUUUUAAUGAGGGAAAUAAGUAUUUGACCCCUCUGCAAAACAUGACUUAUUACUUGGUGGCAAAACCCUUGUUGGCAAUCACAGAGGUCAGACGUUUCUUGUAGUUGGCCACCAGGUUUGCACACAUCUUGCAGAUCUUCUCCAAGUCAUUAAGGUUUCGAGGCUGACGUGUGGCAACUCGAACCUUCAGCUCCCUCCACAGAUUUUCUAUGGGAUUAAGGUCUGGAGACUGGCUAGGCCACUCCAGGACCUUAAUGUGCUACUUCUUGAGCCACUCCUUUGUUGCCUUGGCCAUGUGUUUUGGGUCAUUGUCAUGCUGGAAUACCCAUCCACGACCCAUUUUCAUUGCCCUGGCUGAGGGAAGGAGGUUCUCACCCAAGAUUUGACGGUACAUGGCCCCGUCCAUCGUCCCUUUGAUGCGGUAAAGUUGUCCUGACCCUUAGCAGAAAAACACCCCUGUUGUCACCUUCUCACCAAGCUGCUUGGCAAUGGUCUUGUAGCCUAUUCCAGCCUUGUGUAGGUCUACAAUCUUGUCCCUGACAUCCUUGGAGAGCUCUUUGGCCUUGGCCAUGGUGGAGAGUUUGGAAUUUGAUUGAUUGAUUGCUUCUGUGGACAGGUGUCCUUUAUACAGGUAACAAGCAGAGAUUAGGAGCACUCCCUUUAAGAGUGUGCUCCUAAUCUCAGCUCGUUACCUGCAUAAAAGACACCUGGGAGCCAGAAAUCUUUCUGAUUGAGAGGGGGUCAAAUACUUAUUUCCCUCAUUAAAACGCAAAUCAAUUUAUAACAGUUUUGACAUGUGUUUUUCUGGAUUUUUUUGUUGUUAUUCUGUCUCUCACUGUUCAAAUAAACCUACCAUUAAAAUUAUAGACUGAUCAUUUCUUUGUCAGUGGGCAAACGUACAAAAUCAGCAGGGGAUCAAAUACUUUUUUCCCUCACUGUAUGAGAUGAGUAAAGCAGUAUGUAAACAUUAUUAAAGUGACUAGUGUUCCAUUAUUAAAGUGGCCAGUGAUUCCAUGUCUAUGUAUAUAGGCCAGCAGCCUCUAAGGUGCAGGGUUGAGUAGUCGAGUGGUACACGGCUAGUGAUGGCUAUUUAACAGUUUGAUGGCCUUGAGAUAGAAGCUGUUUUCAGUCUCUCGGACCCAGCUUUGAUGCACCUGUACUGACCUCGCUCUGGUGGUUGAUGUCCUUGAUGAUCUUUUUGGCCUUCCUGUGACAUCGGGUGCUGUAGGUGUCCUGGCGGGCAGGCAGUGUGCCCCCGGUGAUGUGUUGGGCAAACCAUACCACCCUCUGGAGAGCCCUGCGGUUGCGGGCGGUGCAGUUGCUGUACCAGGCGGUGAUACAGCCCGACAGAAUGCUCUCAAUUGUGCAUCUGUAAAAGUUUCUGAGGGUCUAAGGGGCCAAGCCAAAUUUCUUCAGCCUCCUGAGGUUGAAGAGGCGCUGUCGCACCUUCUUCACCACACUCUGUGUGGGUGGACCAUUUCAGAUUGUCAGAGAUGUGUACGCUGAGGAACUUGAAGCUUUCCACCUUCUCCACUGCGGUCCCAUCGAUGUGGACAGGGGCGUGCUCCCUCUGCUGUUUCCUGAAGUCCACGAUCAGCUCCUUUGUUUUGUUGACGUUGAGAGAGAGAUGAUUUUCCUGGCCCCACUCUGCCAGGGCCCUCACCUCCUCCCUGUAGGCUGUCUUGUCAUUGCUGAUAAUCAGGCCUACUACUGUUGUGUCGUCUGCAAACUUGAUGAUUGAGUUGGAGGCGUGCAUGACCACACAGUCAUGGGUGAACAGGGAGUACAGGAGGGGGCUGAGCACGCACCCUUGUGGGGCCCCUGUGUUGAGGAUCAGCGAAGUGGAGGUGUUGUUUCCUACUUUCACCACCUGGGGGUGGUCCGUCAAGAAGUUCAGGACCCAGUUGCACAGGGCGGGGUUCAGACCCAGGGCCCGAGCUUAAUGAUGAGCUUGGAGGGUACUAUGGUGUUGAAGGCUGAGCUAUAGUCAAUGAACAGCAUUCUGACAUAGGUAUUCCUCUUGUCCAGAUGGGAAAGGGCAGUGUGCAGUGCAAUGGCAAUUGCAUCGUCUGUGGAUCUAUUGGGGCGGUAAGCAAAUUGAAGUGGGUCUAGGGUGUCAGGUAAGGUAGAGGUGAUAUGAUCCUUAACUAGCCUCUCAAAGCACUUCAUGAUGACAGAAGUGAGUGCUACGGGGUGAUGGUCAUUUAGUUCAGUUACCUUUGGUUUCUUGAGUACAGGAACAAAUGUGGACAUCUUGAAGCAAGUGGGGACAGCAGACUGGGAUAGGGAGAAAUUGAAUAUGUCCGUAAACACUCAAACCAGCUGGUCUGCGCAUGCUCUGAGGACGCGGCUAGGGAUGCCGUCUGGGCCGGCAGCCUUGCGAGGGUUAACACGCUUAAAUGUCUUACUCACGUCGGCCAUGGAAACGAGAGCCCACAGUCCUUGGGAGCGGGCCGCGUCGGUGGCACUGUGUUAUCCUAAAAGCGGGCGAAGAAGGUGUUUAGCUUGUCUGGGAGCAAGACGUCUGUGUCCGUGACGUGGCUGGUUUUCCCUUUGUAAUCCGUGAUUGUCUGUAGACCCUGCAACAUAUGUCUCGUGUUUCUGAGCUGUUGAAUUGCGACUCUACUUUGUCUCUGUACUGACGUUUUGCCUGUUUGAUUGCCUUACAUAUUCAAAUAAUGAUUGACAUAUUUUCAUAAAAAACAUUAUUUUGAUUAAUUUAUUCAUACUAUUCCAUCCUCCCACGAGAUAUAGUCCCGACAUAAAUCUAAGGUUGCUACCCAAGUCGGUUGACAGAGUCGUUAAGUCUUUUUGCUCUGUAUCUAUGGACGCGAACCCAGUCGUUCAUUCUAAAUGUUCCAUUGCCAUACUGGCUGGCAACGUUCUUAUCCCUUGCAUGCUAGCUAGCCAACUACGGCUAACUUACAGUCAUGUCAAACAGUGCAGCCAGAAUAACAGCAAAGUAGCUGCAUUUGCGUUUGUUUAAGCUGUUUUCUAGUGAUAUUUAUUUGGAUACAGCCAUAACAAUGAGCUAAUAAUGCGCGAUUUCGCCUGGCAUAGAAAAUAUGCUCUCUCGUCAGGACACUGUUGUUCAGAGGAGCUAGCCAACAACACAGAUAACACAAUCACUUCAAACUGAAGCUGGAAAGACUGCAAACUAGCUGCAUUUCAUUUAGUUUCACCUGUUUUCUAUUGAAAUUUCUUUGUAUAUAUCCAUAAAAAUGAUGCCAGCUGAUUCAUGAGUUCGACUGGCUGAGAAAAGCUGUCUGCUUGUCUGUCUCGUCCUUACUCCCUACACGUUCAUUACUAUGGGACUGCUGGAGAUCGAAUUUCAAUAUUGAAACAAUGUUGCAAAUGUCAGAGAGACAGACAGCAAGGUUUAUACAAAUCUCCACUGUUGAAAACCAAAUGCUAGUCUAAAAAAAAUGGUAGAUAAUGUCUAAAUGCUUUUUAUAGUGGAGCUCAAGUUAAUAAAUUGCCGGGCUGAUGAGACAGUGGAUUGCGCAGUGAGAUGGAACAGAGUAAAUAGGCAUUUCAACGUCAUAGCUUUAGCCGGUGGUAACUUGUGGUUUUAACCAAUCAGCAUCCGGGAUUAGACUCACCCGUUGUAUAAUAUAAAUACAUUCCAUUGCAUGAGCCACAUCAGUUAAAAUAAUUUGAAUGAACAUUCUACAUUACCAUGGAAAUUAUAGCAUCACAAUACCUGGCAGCCAUUGCGAAUGUAACCAUGAGUUUACCAGCCAAAUGACCAGGGUUAGAGGUUCCAAUCCCGUUCUAUUCAUUCUAGUUCUAUGUGUGCUGCUGCUGCAGGGAGGGGGGCAUUGCCUAGGCAACCGAAGACUUGUUUGCUACAACACCUUGCUUUUUUCAGCAAGGAGCAACAAAAUGUCAUCACAUUGUAAAGAGUCCAAGUUACCGCAGAAACAGACUCAACUGCAUGAAUGCCCGGCCGUCCUGUCUUCAUUCAGCUGUUCGUUCCACAAAAAAACAAUGGUUUCAAACGGUUAUGACGUUUUAUUUUGUUUUGUUUUGUAUGGUCUUCAUCCAUAAUCAGUGGUUACACAAUACGGUAAUUAUGCCAGCCCUAAUUGUUCCAACAUUAGUAGCAGGGCUGACUCAUCUUUUUAAGUUAUCUUGCUGUAUCAUAGUUUAAGCAUUUCAACUAUGUAACAACAAGUGUGUGUUGAUAUGUGUGCAGUCUGCAGAGGGACAGCAGGUUGAUAGUGGUGACCAGACCAGAUCAGGAAGUAUAGGCAAGAAGAUGAAAGCCAUCUCACUGACGAUGAGGAAGAGGAUGGGCAGGCAGUAUGCCAAAGCCCUGUCAGAGGACAUGGUGAGUGAGACAAAGCACGUUGUGUCAAACAGAUCAGGCCUCAACUGUGUUUUCUUUUCUUUAUUUUUUAUUUUUCUUUAUUUUAAGGUAAAAUCUAUUAAAACAAAAUCAAUAUUGCACUUCAAUUUUUACAUUACAAUUACUAUUGUACAGUUUUUCUUUACAUUGCAAACACAUCUGACAACCCCCCCAAACUCAAUUUUUUUACAUUCAGUGUACCACAGACCUCUGAUAAAAGCAAAACGAGUGAAAUUAAAGUUUAACUAAAAGAAAGCUGAUGUCUAAAUGCAGAGGUAUAGGCUAGUAUGUAGGAAAUGUACAGUAAGACCACACAAAUUAUAGGAACAGACCACCUGCGUAAUAAUGAUCAAGUCCACUCUUCUAUGUAGCAAAAGAAAAGAGCAACACAUGAAUGAACAAUAGAAACCCAACAGAACAGGAACCUUGGAAGUGAAUAGUAAAGAAUGAUCAUACAGUGAUCAUAGAGUGGUAAUAGAAUACAGUGAUAAUACAAAACAGUGAUAAUACAGUGUAUGGCUCCUCAGGAGCUAAAGAAAGGAGGAUUAUAAAUUAUGACGAACAAGUUAGGCUACACCCAGGCUUUUAGUUCAGAGACCUACUGUACAUGUCCAAACACAGUCAGAAUAGGACAAAGACUCAUUACCACGUCACCUGGUAACCAAGUUAUUUGUGGAGCUAAAAAGACACACCUCUUCUCUCACAAAGAAAGACGAGGGAGGUACAGUCAGAGCCUACGGUGGAGGAGCAGGUAUAGGGGGAUUACACACAGCUCCUGCCUAUGUCAAGUCUCAUUUAUAAAUGGCAACGCAGCUCUGUGUGGAUUAAGGACUCAGAGGGAGGAGAGGAGCUCCUCUGUGCCCUUGCAUAAACUGCCUGGGAUACUGAGACGUUUUGGCACAUCUUAGAACCCUGCCCCGACCCGGCCCUCUGAUUGGUUUAGCUUUCUCCUUUCCUUCCUCCUCAACCGCCAUGCUGUGAGAUGAGAUGGGGAGUGACGGCAUAAGGAGAAAAGGAGGGCAAAGAAAAUAAAAAACAUGACCUGUUCGGUUGUUUUUUUACUGGUAGGGCGACGAGACGGAGAGAGAUGAAGAAGGAGAAGGGGAUGUUGUUUACGGCGUCCAUUCAUUUCCAAAAGGACACAGAAAGUCCAGUCACUCUCUGGAAAGCCUCUACAGUCUCAACAGUGGACAAAGCUCCUCCAGUAAGCACACAGCCAACACCUUACUGGAUUAAACAAGUUCACUCUCACUCUUUACUAAUGCAAUUUUAGUUUACUCUGCGUCAUAGUAAAGCAUGCUAUACACAUUGCAGUUGAUAAAAAUCAAGUGUGUAGUUCCAUCUGCUAAGGCAUUUCUUUGGACCUUGAUUUACCCAACAAAGGAUGCCUGACAAAUAAUCACAGUCAAGUCUAAACUGACAAUAUUUCACUCACUGCCAUAACCAUCAUAAUGUAACUUAAUAUUCUAAUUGGUAAGUAGGAUACUGUUAGCAUCAAUCAUAGGAGGCUGCUGAGGGGAGGAUGGCUCAUAAUAAUGGCCGGAACGACGUGAAUGGAAUGGCAUCAAACACCUGGAAACUAUGUGUUUGAUGUAUUUGAUCCCAUUCCAUUGAUUCUGCUCCAGCCAUUACCACCGUCCUCCCCAAUUAAGGUGCCACCAACCUCCUGUGGCAUCAACCCUCAUGAAUAGACAUUGCAUUAAGGAGUAAAAAACUCCCUCACUAUGUAGCAUGAUGUACAACAGUACCCACAAUGCUCACCGUAACAUUCAGCCUUUUGUUUGUAAAGGUUGUUGUGAAGCUAACAUGAUGUCUGUCUCCUACCAAUUCAACUGGGUUGUGUGCUGCGCCCUAGGUGGGGUGACCAGUGGGUCAGACGGCUCCAGUAACAGAGACAGUCUGAGGCUGGAUGAGGAGCUGCCCCUUUCCUACACAGGGCAGUUCUGUGGCAGAGCCCGGGUCCACACUGACUUUGUCCCCAGUCCCUACGACACUGAAUCACUCAAACUCAAGGUAACCUACCUGACUGACCCAUCUGACUGAAUUGUCAAACCUGUCCUUCGGCACAUCCUCCUGGAUUUUUAAGCAGUUGAGAUAGAGCCAAUGUCUUGCAAAGUAGCUUGUGUAGACCUAAUACAUGCAUCGCUCAAGUAAAAUGCCAAUUUCUUCUUUCAGGUAGGGGAUGUGAUUGAAAUCAUCAGCAAGCCUCCUAUGGGGAUAUGGACAGGCAUGCUGAACAACAAGGUGGGAAACUUUAAGUUCAUCUACGUGGACCUCAUAGUAGAGAAGGUUCCUGAACCGCCUCAGAAGAUGACACACAGGAGGAGCAGGAGACCCCGGCCCAAAACGCUACAGGAACUCCUAGAGCGCCUCAGUCUGGAGGUAGACCGACUCGCUCUCUCUCCUCUCUCUCCUUCUCUCUCUCACUCACUCACUCUCUUAUCUGUCUCUCUCCUCAAAUCUGUUGUCACAAACUAUCGCUUGCAAACAAACUUGUUCCCUGCAUUCUGAAAAAAAAAAAAUACUUUCAAUUGAAUCUUUACAGAACAAUAACUUUCUGAUGUCAACACAGUGAUGACAGACAGGCUUGAGUUGUGUUUUUCAUUGUAACAUGAUGACUUGCUUACCGAUUGGUAUUGUUUCUAUAUGUUGUAGGAGUAUGCCUCCUCCCUGCUCUUGAAUGGGUACCAGACAGUAGAUGACCUGAAGGAGCUGAAGGAGCAGCAUCUGGUGGAACUCAAUGUGACUGAUUCUGAACACAGACAUCGUCUGAUGACUGCCGUCGAGUGCCUCCAAGAUCCCCAAAGUGAGUCAGGGCAGUCUUUUCCCUACUUUGAUUUCCAGGUGGGAUGCAAAGGCACUCAAGACAACACCUGGGCCUUCUGGCAUCAGAAUUGCAAAUUGAAACCAAUAACAACCCAAACUCUUUUAGGUGAGGCGCUCCAAAGCUGCUAGUUCUGACAAAAACGGUAGCAGUGGAGGAGAUCAUAAUUCCCUCUAAGCAUAUGUACUGUAUUCAGAUUGCCAAAGGUCUGGUUUUAGAUGUCAAGCGGAUAAGGAAGGGUAUACCGUCAGCGGAGGAAGUGCUGUAUCAGGGCCGUGGUAUCAGGGACACAGGUAAAGAGGCUAAUGAUAACUGGAUAACCACCCCUUACAGCACAGAGAACACAACAGGACAGUUACCACACACGGUUCAAAAUAGUUACAAUAAACAAUUCAGGACACUUAGAGCAAACAGCUCACGACAGUUACCAAUCACAGUUUAAAACCAUUACAACAAUACUGCUAAAUUGGCAAACUGUCUAUUAUAACAAAGUAAUAUCACAGCAAGAAGUGAACUUGCAAGAAGUGAACUUCAGAAUGUAACAUUAAUUGUGUGUAUCUCACAGUGUGUGUAAAUAACAGGAUAUCAGCCAUCUUGUCCUGGCCAUAGCUAGCUAAAGAAGAUGUCUUACACUGCUAAUACCUUAAUAGUCAGUUGCUAGAAGGACAUGAAAGGAAAGGCAGAGUCGGAGUCAGGAAACAUAACAUUGAGUGAUGCAAGACAAGAAAAGCCACUAACAGGAAAUGUCAUUUUCAGAAGCCACUGUGGUUUGGGUGUUGCACUAGCCUAUAUAUCUUGUUUUUCAAUCUUAUGCAAACAUUUUGGAUCUUUUGAACUUCACUUUUCGCUGCAGUAAGCAAAAGUAACAGGGUAUCAGACUCAGAGCUUUAACAGCCUACAUAAAGAUUGAAACAUACCAGCUGCAAUAGGCAUAUUUUGGUGCUGGAGAGAAAAAGGAAACUAUAAAAAAGGUAUUUCUGCAACUGAUAUUGUGGGAGCAUAUCAGAUUUGUGGACAUUACUUUUAAAUAGACCACUAUAAGCUCUCUAAGCCCCCAUGUCUGUUCCAUUCCAGGUGAUGGUCAGGAGGGCGAGGUAAACCAGGAAGCCAAGUACCCAACUGAGAGCAUUAAAGCCGAUCUGAACUGCCCCAGAGACUCUGGCUGCUACAUGCCUUCUGACUGCUCAGACAACAGCAAGGAGGAGACAGACAUCAACGUGCCAGCACUGAACCAUCAUCCUCCCAUGGCUCAGACCUAACCGCCACCAGCAGAUAGACACUCCUAAGGGCCUUUCAGAAAAAUGUGGAUCAUGCAACAUCUGUCUCAUGCGAAAUACCCUUUACGUAGGACAAGAGCAUUCCUCUUUGUUUUCAUACUGCAUUCAGUAUCAGUAUUCUAUGUGGCUGGCAUUGCAGUUAUCAUGCAUUUACCACUGUUACCACGUCAUUUCAACCCAUAAAAUCUAUGUGAUGACGUUGAAUCAACUUUUAACCUAAAUCCAAUGACAUUGUUGAUUUCACGUUAGUUGACAACUCAACCAAAUGUAAAUCAAAACUAGACGUUGAACUGAUGUCUGUGCCCAGUGGGUAUCUACUGUACACCAAAGGCAGACCAGUCAUUUCCUGAGUUGGCUUGGCUGCUGGUUUGUAAUUGUUGAUAAUGAUGUAUCCCAAGCCUUUA